Messenger RNA from Ostertagia ostertagi, 279 nucleotides. Lineage: Eukaryota; Metazoa; Nematoda; Chromadorea; Rhabditida; Trichostrongylidae. The record is from the annotation of a GenBank genome assembly.
AUGACUGCUAGAGACCCGAUCAUGAAUAAAGAAUCAAAGGUGGUAGCAAAAUCACCGGCCAGAGAACAAGCUAAGAAAGAACCAUCAAAGAUAAAGGCGAAAUCUUCGGCCAGAGAUCCAGCAAAGAAGGAACCAUCAAAAAUCAAGGCAAAAUCUUCGGCCAGAGAUCCAGCAAAAAAGCAACCAUCAAAAAUAAAGGCAAAAUCUUCGGCCAGAGAUCCAGCGAAGAAGGAAGGACCACAAGUAGUCAUGCCACCAGCCAAUCGAAAAUCCCAGUGA